AUGGGUCUCCUCCUUCUUUAUCUUUCAGGACAGAUCGUAUACCUCUACAAGAACAGACACUCCCUCCGAAGAAGACUCAACACCAUGGACAGUAUUGUUAACAACGCUCCCGUGUCGAUUUUCGCCUAUUGCGCGUCAUCCAUUUUAAUGACUGUCACCAACAAGUACGUGUUGCUGGGUUACUCCUUCAACUUGAACUUUUUCUUACUUGCCGUCCAGUCCUUGGUUUGUAUCACCACCAUCGGAACCCUCAAGGCCUUUGGUAUCAUCACCUACCGUCAAUUCAACAAGGAUGAAGCCAAGAAAUGGUCUCCUAUUGCUGUUCUCUUGGUUGCCAUGAUUUACACUUCCUCCAAGGCCUUGCAAUUCUUAUCCAUCCCAGUCUAUACCAUCUUCAAGAACUUGACCAUUAUCCUCAUUGCCUACGGUGAAGUCUUGUGGUUUGGUGGUAAGGUCACCUCUAUGGCCCUUGGUUCCUUUUUCCUUAUGGUUCUUUCCUCCAUCAUUGCCUGUUAUGGGGACUCUGCUGAUGCCAAGUCCGCUGCUGACACCGCCUCCUUGUACAUUGGUUACUUCUGGAUGUUGACCAAUUGUUUCUCCACCGCUGCGUUCGUUCUUAUCAUGAGAAAGAGAAUCAAGCUCACCAACUUCAAGGACUUUGACACCAUGUACUACAACAACUUGUUGUCCAUCCCAAUUCUUCUUGUUGCCUCCUUGGCCUUUGAAGACUGGUCCGCCGUCAACGUCGAAAAGAACUUCCCUGAAGCCAACAGAACCGCAACCAUCCUUGCCAUGAUCUUCUCCGGUAUGUCCUCCGUUGGGAUCUCCUACUGUUCCGCCUGGUGUGUCCGUGUCACCUCCUCCACCACCUACUCUAUGGUUGGUGCCUUGAACAAGUUGCCUAUCGCCUUGUCCGGGUUGGUUUUCUUUGACGCCGCCGUCAACUUCUGGUCCGUUUCCUCCAUCUUUGUUGGGUUCGGUGCUGGUUUGGUCUACGCUGUCGCCAAGCAAAAGCAACUGAAGGAAGCUGCCCAACAAUUGCCAACUACUAAAUAA
Messenger RNA from [Candida] anglica, 1056 nucleotides. The record is from the annotation of a GenBank genome assembly. Lineage: Eukaryota; Fungi; Ascomycota; Pichiomycetes; Serinales; Debaryomycetaceae.